GGACCCAAUGUCCUUGAAAUAGAGAUUACUUCUGAAUCUGAAAUUAGUCGAAUGCGAGUCGAAAGAAGUGUUGUUUACUUGCCAAUGAAAUUUGAGUAUUGUUGAAUAACAGUCGUUCGGUAACAGUAAAGUGCAUUUAACAGUGUGAAAAUGGGUGGUGGAUGUUAUUCUUGCACGGCAUGGCUGUUUGUUUUCCUCAACUUUAUAUUUUUGAUAUUUGGUGUUGCUGGAAUAGCUGGUUCUAUUUACAUGCUGGUUGACCCCACAUUCACGUUCCAACUUACUCAAAACCCCGGAGAUGCAACUAUUUCACUAAUUAUUUUAUUAGUAGCUUCAAUAAUUCUGUUCCUCGCCGGAGUAAUUGGAAUCUGGGCCACCCUAGCUGAAAGGCGAUGGGGAGUUGUUAUGUGCUUCUGUUUACUUCUCAUUAUCGUCGUGGCGGAGAUUGCUACCGGAGUUUGGGGAUAUAUCCAUCGCAACGAUUUAGAAACUCAGAUUCGUAUAAACGUACAGGAGACCGUCAAACGCGAUUAUCGUUCCAACAACGACAUCAAGGCUCUCUUUGAUACUUUCCAAGAAAAGUUGGAAUGUUGCGGUGCUGAUAAACCCAACGACUGGAUGAACACCGGCGAGAUAAAUCUGGGUAUAUCUAACCCAACUAGCACCUACUCUAUUCCCGAAAGUUGCUGUCGCAAAGGCAUCAGCGAUGAACGUUGCCGACUCGCCACUCAGAACUUAAAAAUAGGCAGCCCCAUCGAUUCCGACACCAUCUAUGACAAGGGUUGUUUCACGCUCAUCGUCGAAUGUCUCUACGAACACAUGAACAUAAUUGUUGCGGUGGGUGGAGCCGUACUUAUUGUCGAACUACUUGGGUUGAUAUUGGCUUUGUGCAUUGCGUUCUCGAUGAAUCGUACCAACCGUUAUAAGGCCUAAGAUUAAGGAGGAACAGAUUUAUUUUCAAGAGUUUGUAUAUUUGUUUUGGCUUCAACGUAAAAUUCGUUGAUUAUAUGUUGACAUUUUUGGACUUCAACUUUCUAAGCUCUCUACAUUCAAGAAUUGAAAUUUAUAAAAUUAAAUUUUAUAUUCGACGAUUGUCCCACUCAGAUUACUUUAAUAUUAUAUUUUCUGAGAAAAAUAUACCAAAAUAUAUAUUCUAUAUUAAAAUAAAUUAUAAAUUUACCUUUGGAAUGUGUACAAAUUUUAUUGUGCCAUAUAUAUUUUGCGCAUUUACUGUGGUAUUGUGCAUAGUUGUAGAUAUUCUCAAUUAAGUCGAAUCGCAUCACAUUUGGGUUAUUUGAUAUUAAAGUUUUACUGGCACAAAACUUUCAAUUUAAAUCUACAUCAAUAAUUAACAAAAUGUGGAAAAGUUCGGACCUAUAAACAAGUCGUUUUGUUUUUUAUUGACGGUAGAAAAAAAUAUAUGCAGGGUGUACUUACAGACUGGAAUAUUUCUCAUAAAAUAUGUAUCAUUGUUGACUUGAAUAUGUAUCUUGUGUCCAUUGUUUAAAUAUAACAAAAAAACACCCUGUUAUUCGUCAACGUUGUUUAGGUAAUUAUUAUAUUAUUUAUACCUAAUCAAAUCUAACCAUAACUAUUGACUGAUAUUUAUUUAACAUUUAGAUUCUCUAAUUUAAGAUAAUUAACAUAUGUUGGCUGCCAUUAAUAUAUUCUAGAGAUUCAAAAUAUUACAUCUAGCCUGAUUUAAUUGCUCCUGGUGUAACAUUCCAUCUUAUGGAAAAAAUGCACAAUCAUUGAUUGCAACUAUAUAGUGGGAAAUUGAUGUUCUAGAGUAACUAAUUUAAGUGCAUGCAGUUUAAUAUAUUUCCCUGUAGUAUAUUAUCAGUGUAACCAAAAAUAAUGUAAAAUUUCUAAAUUUUUAAAAGUAAAUUAAUUCUUUCUUCUCUUAUAAUACGUUUGUCUUUAAGGUGUGUAUUAUUUUACAUGAAAAUUAUAUAUGUGGGGUAAAAUAUGGCUGCAAAAUUUAGAAAUUUUACUCUCCUUUAGAUUUGUUCAGGGGCACUCACAAAUUCUUGUUACACCAUGUUGUACCAUAUAAGUAGAUGUUGCAUAUCGGAAAUCUCACUGUAUCUAGUUUAUAACAAAUUCUGUUUGAGACUGUAGUUGUGCCAAUAUACAAUCAUUUUAGUAUAUUGUCAUAAGUAAUUUGUAGUAUUAAAUAUUUACAUUUCACUAUAUAUUCUAUGAGAUGUCUUUAUAACUUAGAUGAUUUAUUGUCUCUAAGUAAAAUACAAAUAAAGUAGUCCAGUAUAACUGCGGUUUUACAAUAAAUAUAUACGUACAACAUUCGAAUCUCUAGUUUUUUUAUGUUUAUUUGAUUAUGUUUUGUUACCAUAAACCUUUUCGAAUAAGGUUGUGAAACUCGAAACAGGAAUUGUAUGUAAUCUAAUAUUUGCAUAUAAAGUGUGUAUUUUUGGUCAAAUCAAAUAUACUAGGAUUAAGGUUGAGCUGCAAAUUUCAGGUAUUUUUGAUAAAAUGAGAGGUGUUAGAUAUAUAGAAAUAUGAAAUUUGCAGAGGUGUACAGAAUGUUAUAUUUGUUUUUUUUUUGCGUUAAAACCUACUAACAUGUAUUUAGUCUUUUUUAAUGUCAUUAAUUUAAAUAUAUUUUAUUUUGUUGUUUUUAUUUGUGUUGUAAAAUCAAAUAAAUCUAAAAUCAAUGUG
This is a messenger RNA of Aethina tumida (small hive beetle), 2679 nucleotides long. RefSeq names its product CD151 antigen. Gene Ontology annotation, cellular component: membrane. NCBI's taxonomy places the organism in Eukaryota, Metazoa, Arthropoda, Insecta, Coleoptera, Nitidulidae. The transcript has 4 exons. The coding region runs from base 151 to 933 and encodes 260 amino acids. The record is from RefSeq and is a predicted model, not a curated record.